Molecule: messenger RNA, 588 nt
Organism: Closterium sp. NIES-67
Lineage: Eukaryota; Viridiplantae; Streptophyta; Zygnematophyceae; Desmidiales; Closteriaceae
Source: the annotation of a GenBank genome assembly
ACGCUACACAUGCCGCUACUGGACAGAUGCUCUACCUGGAAGAUUCACAAUGCCUUCCAUGUCCAACUUCUGAAGACCUAUCGGGAUCCUUACACGAUCUUCGUCGGACGCCAACCGCCGGCGCCGCCGCCUGUCCUCGUCCAGAAUGAACUCGAGUACGAGGUCGAGUCCGUACUUGCACACCGCCGUCAUCGGAAUGGUGCCGUGGAGUUUCUCAUCCGUUGGAAGGGUUAUGAUCCUUCUGAGGACAGCUGGGUACCUGAGUCCGACAUGGGUAACGCCCGUCGUCCUCUGCAUGACUACCUUAAGUUGACAGUGUCAAGGGAUGUGAAGUUUCUUGAGUCCCUGUACUACAAGGAAUGGAAGCAGCAGCAACAGAAGCUUCCAUCUACACCGCUCAUUGUGGAGGCAGAUGAGGUGCAGCAGCCUUCAAGACAGGUGGAGGUGGCAGUGUCAGAGGAGGAGAUGUCUGGGGUGACUGAGGAAGGGGGAGCAGCUGAAGUAGAGCAGCAGCAGCAGCAGCAGCAUGAGUCUCCACCUCGAGUUCCACACCCGCCUGAGCGUCCUAGGAGGGAUGUGCGCCCUCCA